GAUCAGGGCUGGAGGGAGGGAGAGCUGCCCCGCUAGUCCUGCUUGCUCGCUGCACUAUUGCUUGUAUGUUUUCACAUUGCUAGUGUUCUCACGCUGUAAGUUGGUGUAACACCCCCCAUGCAUCAUUGGGGGACGGACCCUCUGUGAGAGAUAAGACACUGCAUUUUCAUUCUUUAACUUUGUAACAAGUUUUGGUCCUUGGCAUCAAGUUUUAGAAGACACAAGUGUCUGUGACGUCAACAUCAAGGUGAAAGACCCAGCAUUUGGAUGUAAAUAGCGAGAUGUCACAUUGGAAAAUAAUAUGGCGUCUGGGAUUUAUGUCUCUCCUGAUUUUGGUGAAAGUUUUGGGUGUAGCAGCUGAGGAGCCAGAUCUAAUCCACCAUGGAUGUACAGAGGGAGGGUGUUAUCCAGCCACAGGAAACCUUCUCAUUGGACGCGCUCAGAGUCUCACUGCCUCCUCUACAUGUGGAAUGGAAACGUCUCAGGAGUACUGUAUUGUCAGCCAUCUUUCGGAGUCAGAGAAGUGCUUCAUCUGUGACUCCUAUAUCCCAAACCAGAGGGGGAGCCACAGAAUUCAAAAUGUGAUUUACCUGACGGGACAAGAUGGAGACAAGACAUGGUGGCAGUCGGAAAAUGGGAUGGAGGCAGUGAGUAUACGGAUGGACCUAGAAGCGGAAUUUCACUUUACUCAUCUCAUUAUGAAAUUUAAGACGUUCCGACCUGCUGCCAUGUUGAUAGAAAGGUCUGCAGAUUUUGGACGCACCUGGAAAGUUUAUCGUUACUUUUCAUAUAACUGUACCAAGAUGUUCCCUGGGGUCCCAGUCCAUGCCCUCCAAAAGAUUGAUGAUGUCAUCUGUGAUCAGAGAUACUCAGAUAUUGAGCCAUCCACUGAAGGGGAGGUGAUUUUUAAAGUUCUGGAUCCAGCCAUAAAAGUGGAAGAUCCCUAUAGUGUGGAAAUUCAAGAACUUCUCCAGAUUACAAACUUGAGGAUAAACUUCACCAAACUGCACACGUUGGGAGAUAACCUGUUGGAUCAGCGGGCAGAGGUCUUGCAAAAAUACUACUAUGCUGUGUAUGAGCUGGUGGUCCGUGGGAGCUGCUUCUGUUAUGGCCACGCCUCAGAGUGUUCUCCGGUAGAAGGCAUUGAAGGAGGAGUGGAGGGAAUGAUCCAUGGGCGAUGUGUGUGCAUACAUCAUACAACAGGGCUGAACUGCGAGCACUGUCAGGAUUUCUACCAUGAUCUUCCAUGGAGGCCAGCAGAACCCAACGAUCCUCACUCCUGUAAACAAUGUAACUGUAACAACCACUCCAGGAAGUGCCACUUUGACAUGGCAGUAUACCUAGCCACUGGAAGGGUGAGUGGAGGAGUGUGUGAUGACUGCCACCACAACACAAUGGGGCGCAACUGUGAGCAGUGCAAGCCUUUCUACUAUCUGAACCCAUGGUCAGAUAUCCGGGCUGAGACCGCCUGCAUUCCUUGUGACUGUGACCCGGUGGGUUCCUUGGAUGGUGGUGUCUGCGACAGUCACACGAAUGUGAACCUGGGGAUGAUUGCAGGACAGUGCCGUUGUAAGGAAAACGUGAAGGGGGAACGGUGCGACAGCUGCAAGGAAAACUUCUAUGGACUCAGCAGAAAUGAUCCUGAAGGAUGCCAACCAUGUAGGUGUGACCCCCGAGGCAUCAUAGCAGGAAGCACACCAUGUGACCAGAUUAGUGGCGACUGUUAUUGCAAGCGUUUUGUGACAGGUCGAUACUGUAACCAAUGCCUGCCGGAGUUUUGGGGUCUCAGUAAUGAUAUUAUGGGUUGCCGGCCUUGUAACUGUGAUUUUGGUGGAGCAUACAAUAACAGGUGUUCCUUUGAGGAUGGUCAGUGCAACUGUCGUUCCAAUAUCAUAGGUCGGCAGUGUGAUGAUGUACAACCUGGCUAUUUCUGCAUGCCUCUUGAUUAUUAUACAUACGAAGCAGAAGAUGCAAAGGGGCUUUCACCUUCAGACCCACAAACACCAGGCAAUCUGAAACCAGAGGCACCAACGGACUGUGUAGAAUACUACAAUGGCAUUCAGAAUGGAAAGAAAGUUCGACUACGACGCCAUCGGAGCACGAUCCGUGUUCUCCAUCAGAGGUCAUCCAACCGCAGAGCCCGCCAGCUACAGCAGAAGCCAGACAUAGAGAUAAUCCGCCGCGAACACUUGCCAGAUCACAUGAUCACCUGGACUGGACCUGGGUUUGCCAGAGUCAGAGAUGGAGCCGGCCUCUUGUUUCACAUUGAAAACAUCCCCUACCCAAUGGACUAUGACAUCAUGAUUCGAUACGAGCCUGAGUCGGCUGAGGACUGGGAAGCCAUUGUCAGCGUAACCUCACAGACAUUACCCAUGAGCCCACGUUGCGGAAAUGUGCUGCCCUUUGAGCAGAUGUACAAGGAAAAGUGGCCCCAUUCUGAAAGGUAUAUUGUCCUACCCAAACCCUUCUGCUUUGAGUCCAACAAUCAGUAUGAAAUAACCCUCCGUCUACAAAGGUUUGAAGCUCCGAACCGGAAUCCUGGGAAUUUUAUCCUUAUUGACUCGCUUGUCCUGCUGCCAAGGUUCUCGGAACUGCCUGGUUUUCACGGAAAUGAUCCUGUGUCUGUGCAUCACCGAGAAGAAAUGGAAAACUACAGGUGUCUGGAGUCCUUCAAAAUGGCUACAAUGCCAACCCUGGCAGAAAUGUGCAUUAAGUUCAUCUGCAGCAUUUCGGCCAUCAUCCAUGAUGGAGCAUUACCAUGUCUCUGUAACCUUCAGGGUUCCCUCAGCGCAGUUUGCGACAAAAUUGGAGGGCAAUGCAUGUGCAAGCCAAAUGUGAUUGGCCAACGCUGCGAUCAGUGCGCACCUGGAACCUAUGGAUUUGGCCCUUAUGGAUGCAGCAAAUGUGACUGCCACCCUCAAGGCUCCACUUCUAGAUUCUGCAACCCCAUAACAGGGCAGUGCCAGUGUCAUGGAUAUGUGGCUGGCAGACAGUGUGACCAGUGCUUGCCUGGUCAGUGGGGCUUCCCUAAUUGCAAACCAUGCCAGUGCAACGGGCACGCUGAAGAAUGUGACCCCAAGACAGGAACCUGCAUUGGAUGUAGAGAUUACACAAGUGGCCGACACUGUGAUAAGUGUUUGGAUGGUUACUAUGGAGACCCCAUUCUUGGAUCUGGCCAGCAGUGUCGCCCUUGCCCUUGCCCCGGGUAUCCUGGCACUCAGAACUAUCAUGGUAGCUCUUGUUAUGCUGAUAGAGAUUCCGGGCACAUUGUGUGCCUCUGUGCACCUGGUUAUACAGGUUUGCGGUGUGAUCGUUGCUCCCCUGGAUACUUUGGGAACCCUGACCAAGAUGGAGGAGAGUGUCGCCCCUGCCAGUGUAAUAACAACAUUGACCCCAGUGAUGCUGAGUCAUGUGACUCGCGUACAGGCAUGUGCUUGAAAUGUCUGUACAACACAGAUGGGCAUCACUGUGGAGAGUGCAAAGCUGGGUACUUUGGAAGUGCCAUCCUGCGCAACUGCCGCCGUUGUACAUGUAAUGAUCUGGGUACACUGCAGUCUCACUGCACCAGAGAUAUCUGUUACUGCGACCGAAAUACCGGGCAUUGCCCCUGCCGAGCAAAUGUUGUUGGCAAGAACUGUGAUCAAUGUGCAACUAACUUCUGGAACUUUGGGGCAGACUUAGGCUGUGAGUCUUGUGCCUGUGUUCCCAGCCAUUCCUUGAGACAGGACUGCAAUGUGUACACAGGGCAGUGCUAUUGUCGGCCAGGGUUUGGAGGUAGAGUCUGCUCACAAUGUCAAGAAAAUUACUGGGGAGACCCACAGCGGAAAUGUGAAGCUUGUAAUUGUGAUGCAUACGGCUCUGAGAUACAGCAGUGUGAUCACCUGACCGGUAUGUGCCGAUGCCGAGAAGGCUUCACUGGACAACGGUGCGACCAAUGUGCCAGAGGUUUCCGGGAUAACUUCCCCAGGUGCUCGGCCUGCCACCAGUGCUUCUAUCAGUGGGACAGUAUUAUCACCCAGCUCCAGAACCAGCUCCAGGGCAUCCAGAAGAAGGUUUCUGACCUACAGGAAGGAGGAGAAGCUCCGGAGAUUAGUAACAGCCUCAUAAGAGAACUAGAAGAUAAACUGAGGAUUGUUAAACAGACAAUCGGAGAUGGAGGCAUUGAGGGAACACGCAUGUUAGAGCAAAUGAACAAACUGGUCAACAAAAUAAGGACGGAGGUGGCUCAGCUCUCCUAUCAGCUCCAUUCCCAGGAGAAAAAAAUGAAUGAUACUCAGAGCAAAGACAGAAAACAAAAAGGAAAACUGGAGAAGCUGACCCUGGACCUGAUACUGGUCAAUGAUACAGUGCACAUUCUGAAAACACAGAUAGAAGCCAUAGCAGCUUCGGGCUUCAAUGAGUCAUAUGGCAGUAUCUUGACGUCUUACUCACAGUCUGUAGAUGCUGAGCGGCUAGCCAAUGGUUCUGUAUCUGGAGCUGCCAGCCCUGUAUUCCAAUCCAGACAGACAAGGCUGGAGACAGAGAGACUUCUGAAAGACAAUCUGGACAGCUAUCGGAGGAAUAUGACAGCCCAGAAAACAUCCCUUAAAGAAAUUCAAAAGAAGGUCAAGGAUCUAAAUGUCUUCCAGAUCAAUGAAAAGAUUUGUGGUGCCCCUGGGAACAAACCCUGUGAUGACUCUCCCUGUGGUGGAGCAAACUGCAGGGACAGCCAGGGCCUAAGGAAGUGUGGUGGAGAAAAUUGUAAUGGAGCCGUGCCUAUAUCAGCCAAGGCCCUGAUGUCUGCGCAGAAUGUAAAACAGGACAUGGAAAACAUGGGAAAUCAACUCAAUGACCUAUCUCAGAAGAUACAAGAGGUUCAGGGAAUUUCACAAGAAGCAAAGGUGCAAAGUGAGUCCACACUGAGCAAGGCCAAGGAUACAAAACGCCGAAUUGAAGACUCUACUGAAAAACUGAGAGCUUUUAUUGGCAAGAUUAAAGACUUCCUGACCGAGGAAGGAGCUGACCCAGAGAGCAUUGAACAAGUGGCUAGAAAGGUGCUGAACAUCUCUCUUCCUGCCAGUCCUGGUGAUAUUGCCACGCUACUCAAAGAGAUCAAGGAGACCAUCGGAAAUCUCAGUGGGGUGGAUGUAAUCCUCAAUAAUACUUCUGAGAACCUUGCCACAGCCAACUCUCUACUACAAGAAGCCAAUGAAGCCAAGGAACGUGCUGACAGGGUGAGCGAGAACAUCACCGAAGCCAAAAUACUGCUGGAUGCAGCUCAGGACAAAGCAAAGUCUGCAGAGAAAGCCGUAAAUGAUGCCAAGCAGAGUGUAAACAGGCUGAAGAACAAUGUUGAAAAGUCCACAAACAAAAUGGCUGCUGUGGAGGAGAAAGAGAUGUCCAUCAUGAAUCGCUUGGGAAAUUUGUCAAAGAAAGUGGAAGAAUUAAUAAAGAAAGUUGAGUCCAACAGAGAGAUGGCUACUGAAGCCAGCGAAAAGGCGAACAAAGCUCUUGCAGCCACAGAUGGACUUGAAGAGGAAAUGGAUGAAGUUAAAAAGAAAUAUAAAGAGCUGAAGGACAAGGUGGGUGGAGUAGACUCCUCAUCGGAAACAGCUAUGCAGAAAGUAAAGCGGAUCACAGACGAAGCUCAGGAUUUAUUAAAGAAAGCAACUGAUGCUAAAGCAAAGCUGGAUGGUCUUGAUGAAAGGUUUAACUCUAAUGAAGAAGAGAUUAAGCUGAAAAUAUUAGAACUUAAGGAGCUGGAGAAUAAGACUUCUCAACUUCUUGAGGACAUCAGAGAAAGAUCCAUCAUAUAUUCCACUUGCUAACAACAAUUCCUACCAUGAUUCCUCAGUCACAUCAUUAACCCUCUUCAAAGGACACAAUGAUACAGUGCUGCUACCUUCAUAGGAACACAUAUGGAUCAUUUGGGUGACAACCAAUAUGGCUGCCAUUACAGUUUUCACUGAAGUUGGAACCCAGCUUUCUUCACAUUCUUGAAUAGCAGAACUGUGUUGUGAUAGAGUGAUACACUCCCUUUCAUCUUAUUCCUUUAUAAGUAAGCAGAGUUGUUAUUUUUAAGUAUUGGAAACCUGAGUGACCACUUGUGUAGAUGUUGGAAUGGUGGCCACAUUGGUUGUCACCCAAGUUUUCCAGAACAAGAUGGAACACAAAAAUAAUAAUUAGUUAUAAGCCUAGAAGGCAAACUACAGUCUCUGAUAAUCAGUAUGGAGAGUGUGGCUUCGGUACACACAACUAAGGAGCCUUUAAAGCGCAACUGUCAUGAGUUUUAACCCAGAGCAGACAGCUCUCACAGCAAGUACUAGCUCUCUCUUUAUGCUAGUACUUGCUACCUAUGGCCCAAUGUGCUGCAGAAUGCAGUAGUGGAAUGAUCUGGCUGCCUGGUCUCCUGUCUUCCUAGAGUGCACAGCGGUGAUGCAAUGCGGGCGGCCAGAUCAUUCCGCUACUGCAUUACGCCGCGCAUUGGGCCAUAGGGAGCAAGUACUAGCAUAAAGAGAGAGCUAGCGCUUGCUGUGAGAGCUGACUGCCCGCAUCACAUCACCGGAGUGCACAGAAGAACGGGCACUGUUUAUGCUUCUACAGUACAAAACUCGCCACCCGCAGAUAAGGAUAAUAAGGGCCAAUCACACAGCAGUCCCAGCGCUGACAUACAGUAGAUAGGUGUAGCGGCCGCGGGCAAAGCCACGUCUAUCGGACUGUUGCUGACUUUCGUUAAAAGCAUUUUUUGGCAUUUUUAAAGUUGCUAGAAAACAGCAAAAGGUAUGCUUCAACUGUCUUUUCUAACAACUUUGUCCUCCUGGGGCUAGUUUAUGGGGGUUAAAACUCAUGACAGUUGCGCUUUAAAAAAUAUUCACAGGAGGAGAUUUAUCAAAAACUGUGCAGAGGAAAAGUUGGUCAGCUGCCCAGAGCAACCAAUCAGAUUGAGUCCUUUUUAAAAAUUAAAGG
Hyla sarda is the source of this 6945-nucleotide messenger RNA. Its product is annotated as laminin subunit beta-2-like. The transcript has 35 exons. The coding region runs from base 282 to 5807 and encodes 1841 amino acids. Gene Ontology annotation, biological process: axon guidance. NCBI's taxonomy places the organism in Eukaryota, Metazoa, Chordata, Amphibia, Anura, Hylidae. The record is from RefSeq and is a predicted model, not a curated record. Gene Ontology annotation, cellular component: basement membrane.